AUGGCCCCGAUCACUUUCCGACGGACAACACCUCCACCCGAGUCCACUUAUACUCAAAUAACGAACGAAGAAGACGUAGAGGCAAUCGGUAGCCACUGCCAACUCGAAUACUGUGGCCAGCUCGAUUUCCUCCCCUGUCGCUGCCUAUCCUGCAAGGGCACAUUUUGCGCCGAACACCGCUCCGAAACAUCACACAAAUGUCCUCGCGCAGGCGAAUGGGCUCGCCGCCGAAACGGCAACACCAAUAACCAAGAAAACCGCGCAUCUCCACCAACGGAAAAGCCUACCAUCUACAACUCGGAUCAGUGCUACCACGUCUCCUGCAAAUUACUUAUCGACACAGCUGGAGCCCCCGCUGUCCGAUGCCAAAACUGCAACCAUAAAUACUGUGUCAAACACCGACUCCCUGAACAACAUGAUUGCGCCAAGAUUACCCCACUCGGAGCACGGCAAACCAACGGGCAAACAGCGAACGAGACGAUCAAAUCCAUGUUUUCGCGCGUGCGCACAUGGGGCAAGGAUACACAAGCUGCCAGUGCGAAUCUGAUUCCGAAACCGAAGCUUAAGCCUGGUAGCGCUGCGGCCAGGGCCGUUGGCGUGAAUACUAUGAAGAGGACGGCGAAGGGCCAGGCAAAUGUCCCAGUUGAUAAAAGAUUAUAUUUGCAUACGGUUGGAACGGCAGAUACACAGGCUGCGCAGCCACCGUCUGGGGACUUCUAUUUCGACUCGAGCUGGAAGGUUGGUCGCGUGCUCGAUGAUGUGGCAAAGAGGCUGCAUGUUCAAAACUUGAACAAUCGGGUUGGAGGAGAAGAAGCCAAAUUACGGAUAUUCCAUGUGGAAUCUGGGGAAUUCCUCCAAUUCUCAGAUUCGAUUGGUGCGAAAGUGAAGCAAGGAGAUACGAUUGUGUUGUUACGAGGUGCUGGGGCAAUUCUCGAGAAGUCAUGA
This is a messenger RNA of Penicillium verhagenii, 945 nucleotides long. Its product is annotated as AN1-type zinc finger protein. NCBI's taxonomy places the organism in Eukaryota, Fungi, Ascomycota, Eurotiomycetes, Eurotiales, Aspergillaceae. The record is from RefSeq and is a predicted model, not a curated record. Gene Ontology annotation, cellular component: cytoplasm. Gene Ontology annotation, molecular function: zinc ion binding. Bases 1 to 945 code for a protein of 314 amino acids. The transcript has a single exon.